This is a messenger RNA of Ostrinia furnacalis (Asian corn borer), 2413 nucleotides long. Its product is annotated as basic juvenile hormone-suppressible protein 2. The coding region runs from base 41 to 2308 and encodes 755 amino acids. The transcript is spliced from 5 exons. NCBI's taxonomy places the organism in Eukaryota, Metazoa, Arthropoda, Insecta, Lepidoptera, Crambidae. The record is from RefSeq and is a predicted model, not a curated record.
UGGAUGCAUCACAGUUGAGCUUCAACGAGUCGGCUGCAGUAUGAGGGCUGUAGUACUAUUGGUUUUGGCCAUUGCGGCUUUGGCCGCUGGCCGGCAAGUCGACGAUACCAUGCUCGGUAAAGACAUCGUCACGAUGGACAUCAAGGAGAGGCAAAUGUUCAUCUUGAAAUUACUUAACCACGUUCUGGAGCCCGUCAUGUACAAGGAAAUCGAAGAUAUUGGCAAGAACUUCAACAUUGAAGAGAACAUUCAGCUGUUUACCAGGACUGAAGUAGUGAAGAAGUUUAUCUACUACUACAAGCUUGGUAUGCUUCCUCGUGGUGAGAUCUUCACCAUCCACAUGGACCGCCAGCUGAAGGAAGUCGUCUCCAUGUUCCACAUGCUCUACUACGCCAAAGACUUCGUCACCUUCAUCAAGACCGCAUGCUGGAUGCGCCUUUACCUUAACGAAGGCAUGUUCGUCUAUGCUCUCACUGUAGCCGUCAGACACCGUGAAGACUGCAAGGGUAUCAUUCUUCCUCCCCCAUACGAAAUCUACCCAUACUACUUCUUGCGCGCCGAUGUUAUCCAGAAGGCUUACUUACUCAAGAUGAGACGAGGACUCCUUGACCACAAGCUGUGCGACUUCUACGGAAUCAAGAAGACUGACAAGGAUGUCUACAUCAUCGAUGAGAACACAUACGACAGAAGAACAACUCUCAAUUACGAUGACAAGCUUCGCUACUUCACCGAGGACAUUGACCUUAACACCUACUACUACUACUUCCACGUCGACUAUCCGUUCUGGAUGAGAGACGAAUGCUUCGACAAGAUCAGGAUCAGGCGUUUCGAACUUACUCUGUACAUGUACCAGCAAAUUCUUGCCAGAUACUACCUGGAGCGUCUGUCUAAUGGUCUUGGUGAGAUUAAAACUCUUACAUACAACAAACCGAUCAAGAACGGAUACUGGCCCUGGAUGAUGUUGCACAACGGUGUUCAAUUCCCUAAGAGGCAGAACAACUAUGUUGUCAUCCGUGAUGACGUUAUUGAGAAUCUCCGUCUUGCAGACGCAUACGAAAUGAUCAUCAAGGAAGCUAUUGUCAAGGGAUUCGUUGAAGUCAAUGGCUUAAGACUGGAACUGACCAAGACUGAUGAUAUCGAGACUCUUGGAAGACUCAUCUACGGAAAGAUUGACAAGGUGGACGUGGACAAAUACCACAUUGAUGCUUACAGAUACCUGCUCAUCAUCAUGAAAUCGAUUCUUGGACUGAACACGUUGAAAUCUGACAAAUACUUCGUCGUUCCUUCUGUCUUGGACAGCUACCAGACCGCUCUCCGUGACCCAGUCUUCUACAAACUCCAGAAACGUCUCAUUGACUUGGUCUUCCUCUUCAAAUUGCGUCUGCCUUGCUACAACAAGGACGACCUCUACUUCCCUGGCGUGAAGAUCGACAACGUCGUGGUUGACAAGCUCGUCACUUACUUCGAUGACUACCUGAUGGACAUGACCAACGCCGUUAUGCUCACUGAAGAUGAACUCAAGAAGACCACUUCCGACAUGAAAUUCUUCGUCCGCAAACGCCGUCUGAAUCACCAGCCCUUCAAGGUGACCGUCGAUGUUCUCUCAGACAAAGCCGCUGACUGCGUCAUCAGGAUCUUCCUGGGACCGAAAGAGGACCACCACGGCCGUCUCAUUGACAUCAACAAGAACCGCAUGAACUUCGUCGAACUCGACAGCUUCCUCUACAAACUGGUCAAUGGCAAGAACACUAUUGUCAGGAACUCCUUCGACAUGCACAACCUGGUCCGCGACCGCAUUAUGACCCGCGACCUCUGGAAGAAGGUUGACACCAUCACUGACUUCAGAGAUCUCCUUGUCAAGGACCUCAGAAACUUCCACACUGGUUUCCCCACCAGGUUGCUUCUGCCCAGAGGUAAGGUUGGAGGUAUGAAGAUGAUGCUGUACGUCAUCGUGACUCCUCUGAAGUUGGUCGACAACGUUGACCUCAACAUUCUGGACACCAACCGCAAAGACUUCAUGAUGGACUUCAGGUCGACUGUUCUUUUGGACAAGAGGCCUCUUGGUUUCCCAUUCGACCGUCGCAUUGAUGUAGUGAAGUUCUUCACUCCUAACAUGAAGUUUGUCGAUAUUAUGAUCUUCCACAAGAAGCAGGUCUGCGACAUGAAGACUCGCUGGAACAAAUACGUGUUGAAGAACUACGACAUGUAUGACAGGACCAUGAUCACCGAUGACACCUCCUUCGUCGACACCGACAUCCACACGAAGUCAAUGGUAGACCAUGACGUCAACGUGUUCGACAAUUACUAAAUGGUAAUAAUAUUCCUAGAUUAUAGUUCAAAGAAUGAUGACUGAGGCUAGAUUUACAGCAAGUUUAAAAAUGUAAAAAAAUAAAAAUAAAUAAUUUAAUAAACA